AUGUUUUCCUGUGUCAUUGUGAUUAUCCUGGGCCUACUACUUGAUCUCUUAGGAGUCGCAAUUGCUGCAUCAGCAACUCCUGGGUGGGAGAUUUCUCCCCGUGGUAGGAGCAGAGCGCCAGCUCGCUUGUCAUCGAAACGUAAUCGACGACAGAAAGGCUGGAAAAAGUUCCCAAGACGACAAGAAACCCCAACAACGACCACGACAUUGGCCAUCUGCGACGAGAACGAUGGUUCUUUCUACCUUGGACCUCAGAACUAUACCUACCAGUUGCAGUGCAAGACUGAGUACGAAGGAGUGAAGAUAGGGGUACAAAACACCGACAACUUUGAAGACUGCAUCGGUGCCUGCAUCGAUCACAACAUAGUAAAUGGUGUUGGAACAUGCUUGGGGGCUACUUUCGAUGACCAUAAUGUGCUGAAUACCUGCAUCCUUUGGUCUGAUGUUUCCGAGAUACUACUAGUGGAAGAAGAUGAAGGUCAGUCCUCCAAGUACAAGAUGCCUGUAUUGGUAAUUGGCACAUGUGGAAAAGACCGAGCCCUUAGUGUCAACGGAAGCACGGUGCUGAUAUACCAUUUUCAGAUUCUCCAGACUCUGCACUUUUGA
This is a messenger RNA of Exophiala mesophila, 606 nucleotides long. RefSeq lists its product as uncharacterized. NCBI's taxonomy places the organism in Eukaryota, Fungi, Ascomycota, Eurotiomycetes, Chaetothyriales, Herpotrichiellaceae. The coding region runs from base 1 to 606 and encodes 201 amino acids. The transcript is spliced from 2 exons. The record is from RefSeq and is a predicted model, not a curated record.